This is a messenger RNA of Lathyrus oleraceus (garden pea), 639 nucleotides long. RefSeq names its product SKP1-like protein 14. Bases 16 to 501 code for a protein of 161 amino acids. The record is from RefSeq and is a predicted model, not a curated record. Lineage: Eukaryota; Viridiplantae; Streptophyta; Magnoliopsida; Fabales; Fabaceae. Gene Ontology annotation, biological process: ubiquitin-dependent protein catabolic process. The transcript has a single exon.
UCUCUUUUGAUAACUAUGGCUGAACAAAAAUCACAAGAAACACAUACAGUCACAUUAAAAACAUGUGAUGAUGUUCUUUUUGAGGUUGAAAUCAAUGUUGUGAAAGAGAUGAAAACUAUACAAUCAUUCAUGGAUGAUUCAGAAGACAUUGCAACAAUUCCUCUAGCCAAUGUGACCAGUCAGCAUCUUGCUAUGAUCAUUGAGUACUGCAAGAAACACGUCUCAGAAGAAGAGAACGAAGAUGCAAAAGACAAGUUUGAUGUUGAAUUCACCAAGAAAUUGAGCGGCGAGGACAUGAAACUUCUCAUCGUUGCUGCAAAUUAUCUAAACAUAAAGAGCCUUCUUGAUUUGCUAGCUCGUACCCUUGCGGAUCAUAUUAAGAACAAGAGUGUGGAGUUUGUGCGUGAAUUCUUCAAUGUCGAAAACGAUUUCGAGCCUGAGGAAGAAGCCAAACUCCGUCAAGAGGCUCCAUGGGCUUUUGAAAAUUUAGAUGAAAAUUAAUUUGUUUACAUGUUUCUGAAUAUGGUUUUGAAACAGCCUUAGGAAUAUUACUAGUUUAAUUUUGCUUUGUUGAUUUGAAAGUGUUUCUUGUUUCUAUUCUUUACUUCCUUAUUUAAUAAAGUUUGCAAAUCAAAUAUA